AUGACUCAAAAACUCCUCCCAAAGUCUGAGACCAAUGAUGAUCUGAUUGAACAGGUGUUGUGUGAUGAAGGAUAUAAACUGGCCACACAGACGGACUCUCUGUCCUGCCAGAGCGACGGCACCUGGUCCAAACACAGCAUCCGGUGCCAGCCCACCCCCUGCCCGCUACCCACCAAUUCCUCCGUUCCCCGUUUGCUAAUCACCGGGAAGGAGCUCACUCCUGUUGGAGGCACCAUCGCCCUCUCCUGCCCUCCUGGCUUCUACCUGCAGGGGUCAGCAGCAGCAGAGUGUCAGGCGGGUGGAGGCUGGGCUCCAAGCAUCACGUCAGUGUCCUGUGAGAUGGUGGUGUGUGGGAAACCCCCUCCUCUUCUCCACGGUGUCACUGAAGGCGACAGCUACAACUACGGAGACUUUGUCGUCUACUCCUGCCUGCCCGGCUUUGACAUGAAGGGAAACUCUAUCCAGACCUGCCAGGGAGACAGAACGUGGAGCGGCACUCAGCCACUGUGUGUUGUCUCUGCGGGACACUCCUGUGGGCCCCCUCCCUUUGUAAAAGACGCAGAGAUCCAGACAACAGGAGACACUCACCUGCACAACAUCAGCUAUGUGUGUAAUAGCUGAGUCUCACCUGUCAGGCCGAUGGCACGUGGAGCCUGCCAGCGCCCACGUGUGAAGUUCGCCAACUCUGUGGCAAAUGUUUGCAACACAUCGACAGGAAACCUUCGAAAACAUCCUUUCAUCAUUACUGAUUUCACACUUUCUAUUUCACAACAGGGACUGUGACAAGAGGUCAGUUACUUUGAGGUAGUCAGUCACUUGAGAAGCAGAUGCUUGAGUCACAUUCGAAGAAUUAAAGGUUUCAUAACACAGGCUGCAACAAGAUGUUUCUGAGCUGAAAAACGGUCUUCCUUCUACGUUUGCACUGUUGAUUGUGUUGAUUUUGUUGUUGGUCUGUUGUGUUGAUGUCUGUGUAUGUUUGUGUACAAGCUGCUGGACACUCGAAUUUCCCCCCAGAGGAUGAAUAAAGCAUUUUUCUAUUCUAUUCUAUUCUAAAAUGUCACCCCUGUCAUCAGUCUAUUUUGAAACACAUAAUUAUACA
Molecule: messenger RNA, 1099 nt
Organism: Mugil cephalus (flathead mullet)
Lineage: Eukaryota; Metazoa; Chordata; Actinopteri; Mugiliformes; Mugilidae
Product: sushi, von Willebrand factor type A, EGF and pentraxin domain-containing protein 1-like
Exons: 6
Coding region: 1-621 (206 amino acids)
Source: RefSeq, a predicted model, not a curated record